Trichoderma aggressivum f. europaeum is the source of this 558-nucleotide messenger RNA. RefSeq lists its product as uncharacterized. Gene Ontology annotation, cellular component: cytoplasm. The record is from RefSeq and is a predicted model, not a curated record. Gene Ontology annotation, molecular function: glutathione binding; glutathione transferase activity. Gene Ontology annotation, biological process: glutathione metabolic process. The transcript has 3 exons. Lineage: Eukaryota; Fungi; Ascomycota; Sordariomycetes; Hypocreales; Hypocreaceae. The coding region runs from base 1 to 558 and encodes 185 amino acids.
AUGUCUCAGAUUACUCUCUUCACUGAUUCCAGGGUGCCUUGCCCACAACGCCUGCUCCUUACCAUCCACGAGCUUAGACUCCAGAUCAAGGAUAUCAGAGAGGUUGAUAUUUCCAAAUUUGAACAUAAGCGUCCAGACAUUGUGGUACUCAAUCCUUUCGGCGCUGUGCCAUUUAUCCGGGACGACACAUACGAUCCUCCUUUGAUGCUGACUGAAUCGCGCGCUAUUGCAAGAUAUCUAUCGCAGGCGUACGGUAGCAGUGAUAUGUCUGCUUCGCUGCUCCCUGAUCCAACAAACGUUGUUGCAGUCGCCAAGUUCGAAGAGGCAGCGUCAAUUGAACUUACAUCCUUCGAUGCCUGCGCCAAUCAGCUAGUAUUUGAAGAGCUGUUUAAGCCGUCGUGGUUUAACGGUGAGACUGAUGUUGAAAAAUGCAAGCUCCUUCGAGAGGGCGUUGUGCGAGCCGUUGGCUUGUUAGACAAGAGACUUACAGAUCAACAUUUCAUGGCAGGAGACGUAAGUGACGGCCUGAAAAGCUUCCCCUUCAGGAGAACGGGAUGA